Molecule: messenger RNA, 1055 nt
Organism: Raphanus sativus (radish)
Lineage: Eukaryota; Viridiplantae; Streptophyta; Magnoliopsida; Brassicales; Brassicaceae
Product: phosphatidylglycerophosphate phosphatase PTPMT2-like
Exons: 6
Coding region: 440-736 (98 amino acids)
Biological process (GO): dephosphorylation
Molecular function (GO): phosphatidylinositol-4,5-bisphosphate 5-phosphatase activity; protein tyrosine/serine/threonine phosphatase activity
Source: RefSeq, a predicted model, not a curated record
AAUUAAAAAAAAAGGAAGAAAGUCGAGGAGACGGGUGUUUCGUUGCCUCGUGAAGGAACAUAUCUUGGUGGACGCAUGUCAAAAAAUGAAAGAUGAAACGGAGGAAGAUGACGAGACGCAGCGAUCAUCCUCGAACUCGUUUCCAGAAAUCACAAGAAGAAGAAAGGUAUAGGUUUUAAGGGGGAUAAAACGAAGAGAGCUCUAAUCGGAGCGGAUGGUCGGAUCCUAUUCUGCCCGACUCUUUUGUACAACCUCCUCCGCUUCAAACUCCAAUCUCAGUUUCGAUGGUGGGAUCAAAUCGACGAGUAGCUUCUGAUGGGAGCGGUUCCAUUUCGUAAGGACGUUCCACGACUAAAGCAACUAGGCGUUGGUGGCGUAAUCACUCUUGAACCUUUUGAGACUUUGGUUCCAUCUUCUUUGUACAAUAUUGGCUUAUGAAAUGGAGCAUCUAGUGAUACCAACACGAGAUUACCUCUUUGCUCCUUCCAUUGCAGACAUAACCCGAGCUGUUGACUUCAUUCACAAGAAUGCUUUUCUCGGUAAAACCACUUACGUCCAUUGCAAAACUACCAUUGUUCUCUGCUAUUUGAUUGAGCACAAGAGUAUGACCGUAGCUGCAGCUUUUGAACAUGUCCGCUCAAUAAGACCGCAGGUUUUGCUGCAUCCUUCGCAGAGAAAGGUUGUUGAGAAAUUUAAAAGGCUACAAACUCUAGAAACCUUUGAUGCUGACAGUUAAAUCACCGGCAGAGAUUAUAGCUCUCAGCAUUUCCAGCAGCUAUGGCCAUUGUUUGCAAGACUUCUCUGCUUUCUUUUGGUUCGGUUAAAAUCUUCUAUUUUGCUCAAGAGAUCCAAAGUAAGAGACUAGCAAUGGAGACAUCAAAAUCUUAAGGUUCUUCACUAAAUCUCUUCAACACUUUUAUUCUUUAAAUAUUAUUAAAAUUUGAUCAAGAGAUCCUUAAUGGGUCUGUGGGAUAAACAUGCUCUUAGGAUAUACUCAUUGUAUAGUCUCAAAAUAGCUUUAAAAUAAAAUAAUAAAACUAUAAAAAUAGGAAGUA